Molecule: messenger RNA, 7646 nt
Organism: Amoebophrya sp. A25
Lineage: Eukaryota; Dinophyceae; Syndiniales; Amoebophryaceae
Source: the annotation of a GenBank genome assembly
GGUUUUUGAUCUUUUUCCUCUACCUCCCUCUUCCUCUCUCCUCUCUCAGUCUAUGUGUUUGAUUAAGUAGAUCAUUUAUGUUCUAGUACAGGGCUAGCUCUUAAUCUUUGGUUAAUCCAUCGCCGUCUAGUUCACAGCACACACUAUUUUAUUCCACCGCACCUCCGUAACAAUUUUACUGGACGUCAUCACCUUCAUAAUGAAUCAUCCGGGAGCAACGAUAUUUGCAUUUUGAAUGCACGUCUCACUACGAGUCUAGUUAUAAUUUUUUCAAUGAUAAUAUUAAUAGAACAACAAAUAGAGCAGGAUCAGCCAGUCAAUCAAUCAAUCAAUCAAUCAAUCAGUGCGCGCGCAAAUAUCUGCGUUGACUUUUUUUUUCGAUUGGAUUAUCUGCUUCUUCCCACCGGUACAACUAGUCUUUCAAACAAUUAAAAACCAGGUAAGAACUACGCUGAAAGAAAGAGAGUACUAGAGAUAGAACGACUCCGCUGGAUCCCUUUAUUUCUUAUAUAUUUAUAUUACUUGUAUUUCUAUUUUCUUCAUUGGCUUUGGCCGGGAGGGAUUUUGAAUGGUUCCGGUAUUUGGUAACCUGAGUUGGAUCAUAAGGGCAAACAAGAAGAGAACCCUUAGGAUCAAACUCAGGUUACCAAAUACCAGAACCAUACAGGUUUGGUCUCCAUUUGAUUUCCAUAGUUGGUUUGAGUUAUUCAUAUUCGUCUUCGGAAAGGAUGGCGCGUAACACUAAUUAUUUGGUGGCUCAUCUCUUUGCCUCGUUUCGAGGGCUUGCUGGGCUCUUCUGUUCUUCUGCGACUGUGGCAGCGGCAGAACAAGCGGAAGAUGAUGACACGAGGAACAGCAGCGUGAAACAGCAGAUGCUCACCCGUGGGCAUCGUGCAGAAAAACCAGGCUUUCAUGUCCAUGUGGACGUAGAUAAGGCCUGCAUGUUUUCUGUCUGGGGUGGCGGCCUUGGGCUGGAGGAUCCGUCACUGAACAUUGACUACAACUUCGAGAACUUGUUGGCGGUAAAAAAGUACAGGCAGCAGGAGGAAUACGAUUCGUUCUUUUAUCCAGACCCUUUUGGAUAUGCAAAACCGAAACCGCGAGAGUCAAAGUGCGCUGAAGAAAAUCUGGAGACGCGUCUGACCCUCCCUUUCGACGGAGUGAUGAUGGAGAAUCUUGCCAGAGGCGGAUUGGAAGAUAGUUGUCGACAUAGAAUCCUCCGGAUUGCUCUUAGCGACAAAGAAAAUCGCUGCCUAUCCUUGUCAGUCGAUACCUUUCCUCCGGAGGUUGAAUUUCCCCGACGUCCUGUUCCUGGUCGUGGCGAGGAAGAGAAUUAUAGUUCCCAUCAAGGGACAAAGCUGGUGCGAGACGAGGCGGCGUCUUAUCGCACUCUUGCUGUUUUUAGCGCCGAAGAAACCAUAGAAGCGCAGAAGUUCUGGGUAGCGCUAGAACAUGUCUUCAAAUUGGCCAGGCAGCGACGUGGUCCGAAGAAGUCCGACUUUCCGGAAUGGCUCCAAGUUUACGAAGCCGUAUCCCCUGGUGAAGAUGACGUAGACAGUACAGGUCUGCUCAUUUUGCAUGCGCGCAUGAUCACGUUCCCAUAUCUGUCACAGAAACUGCAGCAUCAGCUACACAUGAUUCUGUUUUCUGUUCUCAUUUACCUGAGCGACCAGAUUCUGUACAUUUUGCCUGAUAAUAUCAGUCUCGCCCGCAGGGAGCUUUUUGCAUUGGCAGUGUAUGCAAAUCAUGCGCGCAGCCUCGGUUUGCUUUACGCUGGGGUGCAGCCCACGCCCGAGCACCUCAAAAAUUUGAAUAAUGUCGCACAGAGUCGCGAGUUUUGGCGUCUCAUGCGCACAAAGGAAUUUCCUUCCAUACGAUUUAUUACCUCAAAUGAUUCGAGUCCACUACGACCCGCAUCUGCGAAGAAAUCGUCAAGCGAUGCGAUCGAGAAGCCUUCUAAUCCUGCCCCUGCGGCUAGCGUCGUUUUUGAUCAUGGACCAGCACAGCACCCUGACUACAUCGCCGCCAGUGAGGACCACAGCCGCAGUGGGGAUUCCGCUUCCGGCGUGCCGGCUGCGUCCAGAGAGGAAGAUGCCAGCAAUUUCAAAUUAACGGAAGUCGCUAAGUGGUUUCUUGACGCGUCUCUUCAAUUCUUCAGCUUAAAGCGAUUUGAGAACGUAGUUGUGACAAAAAACACCGGAGGACAAGAGGAGGUCCGGGAUAAAUCGAGGCAGAGUGGUGCAGAAGUAGCGAUGAGUGCUUCACUGAAAAAACAGGGAACUCUUGAACAAAAACAGGAAGCUCAAGGAUUUCACACGAGCAGCGCAGCCCCGUUCCAAGGAGGAAGCUUAGCGCUGUCUCGUUGGAGGCGGCUCCCCAAAGACCACGAAGAGGCAUUUCUGGACGCGCUUACUCUCUACGGUGAGUGUGCAACGUUGCCGGGGGUUCCGAAAGAAGAUGGGCUACGAGGACUCGCGAGCAAUCCAACAGCAGAUACCAAGAAGCUCCAGAUAGAGCAGCAUCAAAUUGCCGCGAAGAGCAUCAGAAGGACUGAGUUGUACAGGAUGGCCGGUGGCUCCUGCGCACACGCGCGACUAACAACUGCAGAUGAUGAGACGCCGGGCGACAGCGCUGUCCUCUCCGAACUCACAGAGUUAGAUGGCUUUUUUCCAAGCGACGCGUUCGUCCGAGUUUUUCGUUGGGCGGAAAAAAGAUUUGGAGGGUCAGCGAGGUAUAGAGAAGUGCGGAUCAUGGGACGAUCACCGCUGUCCUCCUCCGAUCGUCUCUCUUCUGAUGUUCUCUUCGGGUUCCUGCAGCGUGGCGAAAGUCUCUGCACAGAUGGAGGACGAUAUGCUGGCACCGCGCGAGCGACUCCAACUGAGAAGGGCUCCAAACGGGAAUCUCAACACAAGUCUGCUAAGGAUAUGCGACGGAUUCUUGCAGAGUUGCAAAACGCCUUGAGCCAUUCAGAUGCCAAGACGCUCAUGGAAGACGGCGCGACUGGUUUGGCAGGUUUGUGGAAAGGCAAAGGAGAAGAUGAUCUCUCACUCGCGUUGUCUCCAUCCUCGGCGCUUUUUCGCGGGUCUGGAAUCAGGUCCGACACCCAUUUGAAGCACAUGGCAAAGCGAAUCCUUUCUGAUUUGCGACUGGCGAUCGCGGGACGCGAUGAUUUCCAUGAUAUGUUAGAGGAGGAAAUGACGAUGAAUAUUUAUCCGUAUGUUCGGUACCCCGACGCUACAUAUCGACCUUACAUUGUCAGUGGGCCGCUUUACGGGGAAGGUGGCGAUAUGCGGGAUCGAGCUAUUGAAAUCGAUCCGGGAAGCUAUUUGUUUGUUGCUGGACGUUCUUGCAUCUACGCCUCUCGGCCGAACCCGAAACACACAGGAUCGGAACAGGUAACGACGCAGGACCCAGUCCAUGACGAUGAGGCUCGAGAGUUCGACGUCGAAUUCGCAGCACCCGCAGAAGGCGACGACGAUGGGCAUGCUGAGGGAGCUCCCUUGGGUCUCACACUGCGGGCGCGUGCCGAAAUGCAUACAAUCAAGGAAAGAAUCUCAAAGGAGCAGAGACAUCAAGUCGACGAUGCUUCCAAGCUAGGGCUCGUGGAGCAGCGUAACGCAUCCGGAGCGGGGCUUGUAAUAACACGAGUAGAAAAUUGGUCGAGAGCUUAUUGGAGAUGCAUUCUAGCUGGCUCAACAAUUGUGGGCGCCACGGGAAGCCGCGCGUCCGAAGAGUCCGAAAUCAGAAAACAUCUGCACAGCCUCGAAUACCCCAAACGUUUUCGAAUCCGUCUCGAGGGCGACAUGUAUCACGCACUAAAGUGCCCUGCGCCGUGUCGUCUUAAUAGCAAAAUGAUCCCGGAGGCCCCUGGUAACGAGAGAGUCUUGCCCGGGUACCGGCUUGAUUUUUUUGUUAAGCCAGAAUUACGAAUUGAUCACUCGGUUCCCAUCACUGACCACGAAGAUACGUACGGGGUGGAGCUAUCCGUAGAGGGGUUUGCCGAGCUGGCUUGCCGCCUUGUAAGCAGAGCGACGCACGAUUUUGGCGCUGCGCGGGCUUUUCAGUUCCCAAGCGAGCCCGCUGCGUCCAGAGCAGUCGUGAUCAAGCUGGCAGAGCGAGCGUUUUUGGAGAGUGCGGAUCAGGCAGCGGGGGAAUUUGCAGGCGCCCUGAAGGCUAGGGCGCGCCAAAUGUAUCGACGAGUACUGCUGUCUGUGAAGAAUCGCAAUUUGGAGGAGGAGGAAAUUGUCCAAAUUGCACAAGCUCUAGAAGAUGCCCUUCGUCACCGCUACAACACCUUCGCGUAUACAUCUAGAGAAGAUUUUGAGAGCAUGAAUUUCGGUUCAGAGCUGCAACAAAAAGAGGUCUUAGAGCUCCGCGGCACGUAUGCUCGCUGUCGCGCAGCGUAUCUCGAUGAGAUUCUCGGGGAACGGGUUAUGCAUGGUUCCCUCCUGCCGGAUUUUUUCGAGCUGCUGCGCAAAACACUUGUUCAGGAAUUGGCUGGAUACCAGAUGUGGGCGCGCGCGGAAUCCUGGAAGGAGUUCACAGCACAAAUUUUCCCGUCUGUGUCCUGGCAUGAAACUUCCUGGUCGUUUGCCGUUGCAGUAUUUUUGUUGUUCUUGGUAUUAUUCUGCGGACGGAAACGUGUCAGGAGCUUUGGAAGUUCGUGGUGGUGGUUUCUAACCGGCGGCGUAAUUGCAGCGCUCAUUCUACUUGAAUCAACAGGAGCAGCUGCACACGACAUGGCACACCAGGACUCUGCAUUAGCUGAUGGAAGUUGCGAUCGUUUCCGCGGGUUGACUCCAGAUCCCAUCAUCGUGUUUGAGCCCACGUCCCAAACGCUGACCACAGGUAUCGGACAUGAUGGGGAUUCCCCUGCAAGCAAUCUUAUCUACGGCAUAUCUCCAAACUUUGAGUCUUCUGUAAGGUGCCUGGCUCCAGAGUUCAGUAAAGGUGGAAUCGCGGUUGUUAGUUUGCUAGGUCAGAGAGGAGCUGGGAAAAGCACGCUCGCUACCGCCCUAGCUGGUCGGGAGCGGGGAGUGUUGCAGAGUCGUGAGUUCGAAGGCCAUUUUGGCGCAACGACUGUUGGCGUGUGGUUGCUUCCGACACUACACGAGACUAGCGAUGGGAGCAAGAUUUGGUAUCUUGACACAGAAGGGCACGAAGAUCCCACUGAUUUCGUCCGGUACGAAAGAAGUUUGCUUGGUCUAGUGCGGGAAGUAUCCUCAUACUUUUUGUUGGUGGCCAAUCAAUCGCUGGGGCGACCAGUAUUGAGAGCUGUGAAAACGUUCCAUCACAAUCUGCAGUUGUAUAGUAUGUGCCAUGCGGCGAAGGCGAUGUGCCGUGACGGGAAACAAGAUCAGUCACAUCUAGCGAAACCCGCGGAAUUGUCGCCGAUGCGGCUGGUGAUGCGUGAUUAUGGUACCCGCGUUAGAGCUCGCGCUAUUUCGCACAUGAGCGCAGCAGGCGAAACAGAUCUUCAAGUGUAUCUCAAGAAUGUUGAUCGCGAAGAGCAUAUUACGAGUGUGCAUCACUUCGCAACGAAAUUGGAAGCGCGAGACGCCGCGAGAACGAAAGACGUAAGUAGCGCCGAGUCGCCACAUGUUUCGGACUUUGUGCAAGCUUAUUUGAAUUGGGGUAACCUACAAAACGCAGCUACGCUGCCGGCGCCCUAUGAUCAAGUUGAGCAGGAAGCGGGCCCUGCAGCAGAGAAACUGCAGACCACCGCAGGGUUCAAGAACCUCUACAUGGAACACAUCGGCACUCUUCGAGCUCAGUUGCAGACAACAGUGCAAAGAAAGUAUAGCGAUGUAGAAGCGCUUCUCACAGCAGUCUCGAAUGCGCCAGAGGCUACCGUUUGGUGUUUGGCAUUCAACCGGGGCGUUGACGAGGGGGGGGAGCUUACUUCCCGAGAGCUCAGUGAGCACGCAAGGAAUGCGUACGCACAUCGUGCAAACAGGAUCACGCGCAAGUGUUUGGCAAAGAAGAAGGUAUUUCCCUACAAUUCGAAAAUGUAUGUCGAUGAGAACGUCAAGUCCCCUGCGACGCGCGACAGAGUUUUCCGCGAAUGCCUUACACAAGGCGUCGAAGAAUUCAGAACAUCAUUUUCCACGAUUUUUUCCGUAGCGAAAAUCAGCAACAAUGGGGCGAAUAUCGACCAGGCAACGUCGUGGCUUUAUCAGCGGCUAGGUGUCUGGAGAUAUGGUUCGGCUUUCAAAGCCCAAAGGAAAUUGGAAAAUCAUAUGUUGGCCGCGAAGGCUCUGUUCACAGACAUAGGCGUAGAACUAAAGCCGGCGGCUGUGGAAUCGGACAAGAAGCACAACGCAGAACUCCAUCGUGUUCCCUCAAUUAGUUCGUAUAGUUGGGAGGAUCUUCGUGCUGUUUUCUCGCAGUUGAGCGGUGUGCAACCCGCGGUCAUGUCGUCUCUUGCAAAAAGGAUCACCGAGAGGGAUAUCGAAUACCAUGCAAAGUUUCUUCGGAAAGAGUUCGACGCGAGUGAGCAUGACCUGGAAAAUUGGAAGACUGCUGCCAAACCCUGUAAGGUGUACACACUCGAAGAGAACAUCACCAAGGGGAGACUCUCCACGAAGCCAACCCUACUGGAGAUUCUGCGCGCACAGCAGGAUCGCGACGAGCGCAAAAAGCACACGAGCGCGGAUCUACCGGGUGAAAAAGAAACUCAAAAAGCACGCGAUAAGCCGUCUGAAUCUGAAAGAAAGCUCCUGAAAGUCCCAUAUUAUUACGAGUACGAGAAGGGAGUAGAGAUUGAUCCUACCUCUGUGGAAAGCGACGGGCCACUUGGCUCUUCGGAGGGGGUCGAAUCUCUCGAGAUUUAUGUGAGUGGAGUUGGUCCGCACGCUAGACAUCGUCUCACAAGAGUUGUCGAUUGCAGAUUGCUGCGCCAUGAUGUUGAAAGACAUACUACAAGCGAAUCCGAGUUAUCUCUUGUCCGGGAUUGGCUGAAGACAUGCGGCCCUGGAGUAGUGCCUGCCCCGCAACAGAAAUGCCUGCAAUUGUUCGACAGUAUGUUGAAAGACCUUAGUUUUCACGCCGAGCACGCCCGCGAUCACGGUCCCGAAGAAGAGGAGCUGCGCCUGAAGGUAACGAUAGAAGCGUGUCCUGUUGACGGUAGGGGAGCCUUCAAUCCGACAAUCUUUUAUCAGCAGUACACGGCUGGCAAGCAAUUUUCGUCCCUUCUAAAGAAGGAAAAGCUCGAGUUGGAGACAAAGAAGGUCUUUCUGAGCCUUGGCUUCACGGAAACUGGUGCUGUUCUACCCUGGGUGAAAAGAUCGGCCUGGACUGUUUUGGGUUGCAUCCUCACAGGCGCAGUUCUCUGGAGCAAUCGCGCGGCAAUCCAUCACGCUUUGGGUCGCAGCGACCUGAGGACGAUGAUAGAUAUGCAUCGAUUGGUCGCGGAAAACUCAGGGUUUUUUAUGUCUGCAACGAGCACGAUGAAAAUUAAACUGGCUGCUGUGCUUGGCGGACUCGUUUCCUUUCUUAGCGGAUCGGUUCUAGUUUUUAGCGACGCGGAAAACAACGAUGAAGGGCGUUUGUCGUCCCAUGGUGAUCACGGCUCGUUCGUGCUGUCUGCCGCGGGAGAAGGGAACCUCUCCCAGCAUGACGAGAGGGAGAGAAGCGGAGCGCCGUGA